This is a messenger RNA of Boleophthalmus pectinirostris (great blue-spotted mudskipper), 2285 nucleotides long. RefSeq names its product collagen beta(1-O)galactosyltransferase 1a (gene colgalt1a). The transcript is spliced from 12 exons. The record is from RefSeq and is a predicted model, not a curated record. The coding region runs from base 140 to 1960 and encodes 606 amino acids. Lineage: Eukaryota; Metazoa; Chordata; Actinopteri; Gobiiformes; Gobiidae. Gene Ontology annotation, molecular function: procollagen galactosyltransferase activity.
UGCGCAGUGUUGUCACUUUUUAAGGAGGUGCGGUUCAGGUUUUAUCCGCUGUGAUGACCGCGCUCUGUUAAGCGUGUUAUGUUUACCGUUAGCGGGUCUCUUGUCUAGUCACGGUUCAGUUUAGUUGUUUAUUUUUGCUAUGCACGGUCUUGCCUGGCUGCUCGUGGCCCUGUCAUGCAGCGGUCCGACCCGCGGGUACUUCUCGGAGGAGCGUUGGAGCCCCGAGUCUCCGCUGCUGGCUCCCCGGGUCCUAGUCGCUCUCAUCUGUAGAAACUCGGAGCACUCUCUGCCUUAUUUCCUCGGUACCAUUGACCGGCUAAACUAUCCCAAGGACAGAAUGGCGUUGUGGGUGGCCACUGAUCAUAAUGAAGACAACACUACAGAUAUUCUACGUGAAUGGCUCACCAAAGUCCAAAACUUGUACCAUUAUGUGGAGUGGAGACCCAAAGAAGAGCCACAAUUUUAUGAUGAUGAAGAGGAUGGGCCAAAGCAGUGGACAAACCAGCGUUAUGAACAUGUUAUGAAGCUGCGUCAGGUCGCACUGGAGUCCGCUCGAGAGAUGUGGGCAGACUAUUUCUUGUUGGUGGACUGUGAUAACCUCAUCACUAAUCCUGAUGUAUUGUGGAAACUCAUGAAAGAGAAUAAAACCAUAGUUGCUCCGAUGCUCGAGUCUCGUGCUGCUUAUUCAAACUUCUGGUGUGGCAUGACCUCACAGGGUUAUUAUAAGCGUACGCCGGCCUACCUGCCAAUGAGGAAGCAGAUACGAAAGGGUUGUUUUGCUGUGCCAAUGGUUCACUCCACGUUUCUAAUAGACUUGAGGAAAGAAGCAUCCAGACAGCUGGCUUUUCAUCCACCACACCCAGAAUACAGCUGGGCUUUUGAUGACAUAAUUGUGUUUGCCUAUUCAGCUCGGAUGGCAGAUGUUCAAAUGUUUGUAUGUAACAAAGAAACAUAUGGUUACUUCCCUGUGCCUUUGCGAUCCCAUAAUACUCUGCUAGAUGAGGCUGACAGUUUCUUGCAUACCCUUCUUGAAGUUAAUGUGCGCCACCCUCCUGUGAUGCGGACUAAGUACUUACCAGCUCCUGUUAAACGACCCGACAAAAUGGGUUUUGAUGAGGUUUUUAUGAUAAAUUUAAAGAGACGUACAGAUCGCAGAGAUCGCAUGUUAAGGACAUUGCACCAACAAGAGAUCGACUGUAAAAUCAUUGCAGCUGUUGAUGGAAAAGCAAUGAAUACAAGUGAAGUCCAUGCUCUGGGGAUCCAUAUGCUGCCUGGAUACAGUGACCCCUAUCAUGGCCGCCCCCUGACCAAGGGGGAGCUUGGAUGCUUCCUCUCUCACUACAACAUCUGGAAGGAGAUUGUGGAACGGGGUCUUCAGACUUCUCUGGUGAUAGAGGAUGACCUGCGUUUUGAGGUGUUUUUUAAAAGACGCCUUAUGAACCUAAUGAGUGAAGUGGAGAAGGAAGGCUUGGACUGGGACCUCAUUUACAUUGGCAGGAAGAGGAUGCAAAUUGAUCACAGAGAGAAAGCAGUGCCUAAUAUACACAACUUGGUGGAGGCGGACUACUCUUAUUGGACGCUGGGUUAUAUGAUGUCCUUACAAGGAGCUCAGAAGCUUUUAAGAGCUGAACCACUAUCAAAGGUUUUACCAGUUGACGAGUUUCUACCAAUCAUGUAUAACAAACAUCCUGUGUCUGACUACAUGGAGCAGUUUGAGAACAGAGACCUGAAGGCGUUUUCCGCAGAGCCUCUUCUAGUGUAUCCAACGCACUAUACUGGUGAGGAUGGCUAUGUUAGUGACACAGAGACCUCCACUGUUUGGGACAAUGACAAAGUGCCAACAGACUGGGACAGGGCUCGUGCAGGAAAGACUGGGGAGCAGCAGGAAAUCAGCACAGAAGCCCAAAACUCAGAUGUGCUCCAGUCUUCUCUCGACAGCACAGCCCGGGAUGAACUAUGAAAGCAUGUGAAAUGUAUAAAUAUGCAGAAGCAAGGCACAUUUAGUUUGUGUACCUUUUUCAUGUGAGGUCUGAGGUUUUUAAAAAUGUGACUUUUUCCAUGUUUAUUUCAUUUUGUAAACAAAAGAGAAGGUACUAGACUUGUCAUUUGAAAUGGCAUUUGCAGUGCCCACCUAUAUCUGUCAUACAGAAGUAGUCUUUUUUUAUUAUCAUGAUUGCUUUGCAUUUCAGUUUAUAUGAUUAACACUCCACUGGAAUGCUAUUUAUUUGGUUUACAACUGACUUUAUGUAGGCAUGUCUGUCUUGAAUAAAUCCAUAACAAAUUUA